Messenger RNA from Struthio camelus australis, 361 nucleotides. The record is from RefSeq and is a predicted model, not a curated record. NCBI's taxonomy places the organism in Eukaryota, Metazoa, Chordata, Aves, Struthioniformes, Struthionidae.
AUGGUACACGCGUGGCCGGGUGCGUGGCCGGGUGGAGGGUACAUGCAUGGCUGGGUGGACGGAUGGUACGCGCAUGGGUGGGUGAGCGGCCAGAACCAGAAGGACCCCAUGGCCCUGGAUAAAAUCAUGAAGGACCUGGACCAGUGCCGCGACGGCAAGGUCGGCUUCCAGAGCUUCUUCUCGCUGGUGGCCGGGCUCACCAUCGCCUGCAACGACUACUUCGUGGUGCACAUGAAGCAGAAGGGGAAGAAGUGAGGGGGCCGGGAGCUGGGGCCGGCGCCCCAGGGGGCUCCUGCGCACGGCACCCUCUUCCCCCGCUCGCCCCCAAUAAAGUUGCCCAGUUGCGGUGUGUUUUCUACGA